Trichoderma virens Gv29-8 is the source of this 3873-nucleotide messenger RNA. RefSeq lists its product as uncharacterized. Gene Ontology annotation, biological process: transmembrane transport. Gene Ontology annotation, cellular component: membrane. Gene Ontology annotation, molecular function: ATP binding; ATP hydrolysis activity; ABC-type transporter activity. NCBI's taxonomy places the organism in Eukaryota, Fungi, Ascomycota, Sordariomycetes, Hypocreales, Hypocreaceae. The coding region runs from base 1 to 3873 and encodes 1290 amino acids. The record is from RefSeq and is a predicted model, not a curated record. The transcript has 13 exons.
AUGACAGCAACCUGUCCAAUUGGUGCCGACGCCUCUUUUGGCCCACGAGUGAACGGCGCCUGCCGUGGUUUCGACUUUACCAUACAAUUUGAAGAUUUGGUAUUAGUCUGCUUACCAUCGUCAUUAUUCUUGCUGCUACUUCCAUUGCCUAUAUUGCAGUUAUGGAAAGCACACCAGUGCGUCAAGAGGUCUAUAUCGUUGUUUAUCAAGCUCUUAACUAUCGGGGGUGUGUUAAUAUGCCAAAUUGCCCUCCUCAUCCUGAGGGCAUCAGCCACCCAUCAUGAACGAACCAAUGCCUCACUCGCAGCAGAUAUUUUGCAGAGUCUCUCAGUCUUCUGUACCCUUUUCCUCUCCUACAUAAAUCACUGUCGUUCUAUCCGUCCUUCAACGUUGAUAAUUUUGUAUUUAUCGGCGCGGACAAUAGCAGACAUAGUUCGUGUGAGAACCUUGUGGCUUAUCCCAGAAGCGAGAAACACCAGCACCGUCCUCACGUUGAGCCUUAUUUUUACUUUGAUGUCAUUGGUCCUGGAAUCAGUGGAAAAAGAUGGAAUCCUUAUAGCAUCAGUGAAAAAGCCAGGUACUCCAGAACCAUUUAGUGGGUUCUGGAAGCAAGCUACUUUUGCCUGGCUUGCUACGACUUUCCGCCGCGGGUAUACCCAGGUCCUCUCCGUGGAUGAUCUCCCAGAUUUGGAUCCAAAACUCGACAGUGGUGCUAUUGGGCGGGAGUUGGCAAAAUCCUGGGCUAAAACUAAAGAUAAAUCUGCCAAGUAUGCGCUCUUCCAAGUAUGUCUAAAUGCAUAUCUUGGCUCCUUCCUGUCCGCAAUGCUGCCACGCCUCUGUCUUACUGCCUUCACCUUCUGUCAGCCUUUUCUUAUCAACGCCAUCGUCACCUGGGUUGGCUCCAAAGACGUCUCGAUGGCUUUUGGUAAGGGAUUAAUAGGAGCUACUGCCCUUACUUACGUAUCAACAGCCUUGUAUGAGUAUCGCACUAUCCGUUUCGUAAUUCGUCUCCGUGGCGGGCUAAUCUCGCUCAUCCAUAGCCAGACCGCCCGCGCUAGGAGCGUAGAUCUUGGUGAAAUCACUGCAAUCACUCUGAUGGGAACAGAUGUGGAGCGUAUCACAGUUGCGUUCAGAUAUAUCCAUGAAAUUUGGGCAUGUUGCAUCGACAUUGUAAUAGCAAUCUAUCUUUUGGAGAGGCAGGUCGGUGUAGCUUGUGUCAUGCCUGUUGUAAUCAUCCUUGUUUUCAUUGGGGCAACUCUUCCUCUCUCCGCUUCCACUAGCACCGCACAACGAUUGUGGGUGGAAAAAGUAGAAGAUCGGCUACGCCUAACCUCACAUGUUCUUGAAAAUAUCAAAGCCGUCAAAAUGUUGGGGCUUUCGAAAAAAUUAUCGUCCAUAAUUCAAGGACUUCGUCAAACCGAAAUAGCGGCAUCUACUGUCUUUCGCAAGCUAUUGAUUUGGAGAAUUGUGCUCUCCCAAGCGCCUACUGAUCUGGCUCCAAUAGCGUCGUUCACCUUAUACGUUAUUAUCGCGUUGGUCCAGAGGGACAAUUCUCUACUCGCUGCUCAGGCCUUCACAUCGUUGUCAUUAGUGUCCCUGCUGACGACACCUGUUUUAACCCUCAUCCAAUCAAUACCUGCAGUAAUCCAGUGUAUGGGAUGCUUUGACAGGACACAAGAAUACUGCAGUGCCCCGUCCUCUCCGGAACCUCAGAAAAUAUCUACGGGACCACAUCCGCACGGAAACCUCGUGGAUUUCCACAAUCAAAGCUUUGGGUGGAAAGAAAGCAAAUAUCCAAUUUUGCGUGACGUUGAUGUUAGUAUUCCGCAUGGAGCUUUUACUGCAAUCGUCGGCCCUGUCGGCAGUGGAAAGUCAACCCUGCUAGAGAGUAUUCUUGGGGAGACUUUGGCUACCGAAGGUUCCGCGGAAAGGAACUUCGCAACAGUUGGCUACUGUUCACAGAUACCCUGGCUGCAGAGCCAUACAGUUCGUGAAAAUAUUGUUGGCACCAUGGAUUUCGACAAAGAAUGGUACACAACAGUGCUUUGGGCAUGCGGACUUGAAAAAGAUCUAACACAACUUGCUCAUGGUGAUAAAACCACCGUAGGCAGUAAUGGUUUGAAGCUGAGUGGUGGACAAAAGCAAAGAAUUGGUUUGGCACGAGCUAUAUACUCGCGAUGCAGAGUUCUUCUCCUUGACGACGUCUUUAGUGGGGUCGACGCCACGGCCACCGAGAAGAUCGCUUCGCGCCUGUUCGAGGCUAACGGACUCCUUCGAAAUAUGAGAACCACUGUCGUCUUUGUAACACACUCUAGCCUUCUCCUUCCAUACGCGGAUCAAAUCAUCGUCUUGGCUGAUGGCCAUAUUGUUGAGAAAGGCAUUCUAAAAGAUCUAAAAUCCUGCAGUGCUUAUAUUCAGGCCAUGAAAGUUAAAUCAUCUUCCUUGUGUGACAAGGAGAAGGUGACAUUGGAGGAGAAAGCCUCGAACCCUGGCUUGUCCCCUAUUAUUGGUGUCGCUGGUGAGGAAGAGACCGUUCCUGGAUCAGCUGACUCGACACUUAAUGAGUUAUCUGAUGAUGAUAUAAGCCGUCAAAAGGGCGACUUUUCUGACUAUACAUACUAUCUAACGGCAACCGGAUUUCCUGUGGCUGCUGGUUUCCUAGGAACGGUUGCUUUUUGGGCCUUUUGCCGCCAGUUCCCAACUGUGUGGAUAGAUUGGUGGACAGCAGCGAAUGAACGGAAUCCUAACGCUGGGGUUGGUCUGUACCUUGCCAUAUACGCAUUCCUUGGAGUUAUUGGUAUAGUCUUCAUGAUUUGUGCUUGCUGGUUUAGUCGAGACAUGGACCUGGUUGAUAUGGAUCUCCCCAUGCAGGCGCUGAACUUCGUUGCUGCAUCCGGCACCUGUACAGCUCAGAUUGUUAUACUAGCUGUGUAUGCCAAAUACUUGGCAAUCACCAUCCCUUUUGUGGCCGGUCUUGUAUACAUGACGCAAAAGUUCUAUCUUAGGACUUCACGGCAGUUGCGGCUUUUGGAUAUUGAAGCAAAAGCUCCUCUCUAUACUCACUUCAUGGAACUAGUGAGCGGAGCUGUGACCGUUCGAGCAUUCGGCUGGCCAGCCGCUUUCGACAACACAAGUAUAACCCUGCUCAACUUCUCUCAGCGACCUGUAUAUCUGCUUAAUUGCAUACAGCAAUGCCUCCAGCUAUUCUUAGACAUAACAGUGGCAGUCGUAACCGUUGCCCUGGUGGCUAUGGUUGUCUUUAUGCGUGAUUCAUUCGAUCCAGGCUCUGUCGGAGUUGCAUUGGUCAUGGUCAUGACUUUCAACAGCAAUUUGAUGCUUCUUAUCCGGUUUUGGACUCUAAUGGAGACAUCUAUAGGCGCGAUUUCGCGGAUUAAAAGGUAUGUAGCCACCACCGAGCCAGAGGAGAUCGCCGUAGACAUGCAACCACUACCUGUCGAAUGGCCUUCUCUAGGAUCAAUUCAGCUCUGCCAGCUUGAGGCGGGACACUCAAUGACCUCGGCUCCGGUCCUGAAAAGUGUUACAAUGUCCAUUAACCCUGGAGAAAAAAUUGCUAUUUGUGGUCCAUCUGGAAGCGGGAAAACAACAUUGGCUCUUUCUCUUCUGCGAAUGGUCGAAACACAGAAGGGGAGCAUCGAGAUUGAUGGAGUUGAUAUAUCGAUGCACAGCCGCGCCGAAAUUCGGCAGAGGCUAAAUGUUGUCACUCAGGAGCCUUUCAUCAUGCCCCGUGAUGUCCGGUUCAACAUAGAUCCACUUCAAAGCACGUCAGAUGAGUCCAUGGUUGCGGCGUUACAAAGGCUGGGGCUGUGGGACUCAAUUGAAAAUGAAGGCGGCCUCGACAUGCCAUUAUAUUGA